Molecule: messenger RNA, 252 nt
Organism: Ostertagia ostertagi
Lineage: Eukaryota; Metazoa; Nematoda; Chromadorea; Rhabditida; Trichostrongylidae
Source: the annotation of a GenBank genome assembly
AUGGUUCGACACCACAAGCGAAAUUUGAGGACAAAAUGCGAAGUGCUCUACAAAAUUUCAAGCCCAAGUCUGCUCAGAUUUCUGCCCUUCCUAAGGGUGCACCCUAUGGAUGCAGCUGCAGGUGGAGUGUGUUUGACAAUACCAUGGACAUCUUGUGCUUCUUCCGAAAGUUUGUGUAGAACUGGAUACUGCAGAACAGCUUCAGUCGAUAUUUUUGUAACAUCUUCUCACUCGAACAGAACUUCACAAUAA